UGCAGACGUUGAUUAUGAAGAUGACUGUUUAUGGUGGAUGAAUUGGUCUCAUGGAGCAGGAAGUCAAUCGGUAAUUUGCGCCAUAACCCAAAAGACCAGAAACAAAAAUCAACAAGGCCAUGCCGUCCGGACCCGACAACUUCUACGUCAGUGGCAGCGUCACAGUCAAGCCAAUCACCUUCCAGAACCAGUUCCGGAUGAAGAUCGCGGCCAACCUGUACACGCCCAACAACCUCGACCCCACUUCUAAUACUCCGGCCAUUAUUGUCGGUCACCCCAUGGGCGCUGUGAAGGAACAGAGCGCAAGCCUCUACGCCACCAAGAUGGCAGAACAAGGCUUCGUCGCCGUUUCCAUCGAUCUUUCCUUUUGGGGUGGCAGCGAAGGUGAGCCACGCAACGCUGUUCUACCUGAAAUGUAUGCAGAGACCUUCAGUGCCGCUGUCGAUUACCUUGUCCUACAAAAGUUUGUUGAUCGCGAGCGGGUCGGUGCCAUCGGCAUCUGUGGUAGCGGCUCCUUCGCAAUCAGCGCCGCUAAAAUCGACUUCCGCAUCAAAGCCAUCGCGACUGUGAGCAUGUUCGACAUGGGUGGCGCGGCGAGAAAGUUUCAGACAGCUGCGGAGCGCAAAAUCACCAUUGCUGAAGCAUCACAGCAGCGCUGGGUUGAGGCUGCUGGCGGUGAGAUCCGCUACACGGGCGGCACUGUCCACGAGCUCACGGCCGAUACGCAUCCCAUUCAGCGCGAGUUUUAUGACUUCUACCGCACCCCGCGUGGUGAGUUUACACCAGACGGUUCGUCGCCGAACCUCACUACCCACCCGACGUUUUCGAGUAAUGUGAGAUUUUUGAACUUCUACCCGUUCAACGACAUCGAGACUAUCUCCCCGCGUCCACUCCUCUUCAUAUCUGGUGACCAGGCGCUUUCACGCGAGUUCAGUGAGGAUGCGUACGCGCGUGCGGCUGAGCCAAAGGAGUUGCUGUGGGUGGAAGGCGCUGGUCAUGUUGAUCUCUACGAUCGCACCGAUCUCAUCCCAUUCAACAAGAUUACUCUCUUUUUCAAGAAAAGUUUUAGCAUGGAGUAAAACGAAAAAGGAGAGGUGAGUGCAAUACAAUCGAUAGUAUUGUAAACUGCUCAAUAAAUUGCACUGUUGAAACUCGCCUUCCAAUUGAUUAGGAGUCCAGAUUUAAUGCUAUUUGAUGAUUUUGCGCCAUAAGUUUAAGUUCAAAACAAAAAUUCGAAAGGGGG
Phytophthora nicotianae INRA-310 is the source of this 1243-nucleotide messenger RNA. RefSeq lists its product as hypothetical. NCBI's taxonomy places the organism in Eukaryota, Oomycota, Peronosporomycetes, Peronosporales, Peronosporaceae. Bases 120 to 1079 code for a protein of 319 amino acids. The transcript has a single exon. Gene Ontology annotation, molecular function: hydrolase activity. The record is from RefSeq and is a predicted model, not a curated record.